This is a messenger RNA of Drechmeria coniospora, 1407 nucleotides long. RefSeq names its product 37S ribosomal protein MRP4. Gene Ontology annotation, cellular component: mitochondrial small ribosomal subunit; ribosome. Gene Ontology annotation, molecular function: structural constituent of ribosome. The record is from RefSeq and is a predicted model, not a curated record. The transcript has 3 exons. The coding region runs from base 1 to 1407 and encodes 468 amino acids. NCBI's taxonomy places the organism in Eukaryota, Fungi, Ascomycota, Sordariomycetes, Hypocreales, Ophiocordycipitaceae. Gene Ontology annotation, biological process: translation.
AUGAUAGUAAGAAACGCCGCCGUGCGGCAUGGUCGCCGCUCGCUGGCAUCGGCCAUGACGAUAUGCACCCAUCGAUCCAUGUCGACCGAGAUGAAGACGGACAACGCCAACCCCCCGUCGCAGGGUUGGCCGGGCGCCACAGCGUCGACGGUGGCCGUGCCUCGGCUGCCGACCUCGUCGAAGAGGAAGAAGCAAAAGAUUGUGCAAGAGGUCAUCAUGAGCCUCGGCGCCGACUCGUCGCAGGAGCACCAGGGUGCUGCGUGGACGAGAGCGCACCAGAUCGGCACCGAGACGUUGACGCCGGCGCAGCAGUUUGCCGAGUUCCAGCGCAUCCAGAAGAAGACGCGGAGUCUGGGCUCCCGCGUGGAAAGACGAUACGUGCCGACGGAGCUGAUCAAAAACCCACCCUCGGCCGAGGAUGUUACAUUGGAGCUUCUGAUGGCAUCACAAACGCACAUGGGCCACAACACGUCGCUGUGGAACCCGGCCAACUCGAGGUACAUAUUCGGCGUGCGCCAGGGAAUCCACAUCAUCUCCCUCGAGACGACGGCCGCUCACCUUCGACGGGCGGCGCGCGUCGUCGAGGAGGUGUCGUACCGCGGCGGCAUCGUCCUCUUCGUCGGCACUCGCAAGGGGCAGAUGGAGAUUGUGACCAAGGCAGCGCAGAUGGCGGGUGCGUGCCACCUGUUCACCAAGUGGACGCCAGGUGCCAUCACGAACCGUGACGUGAUCCUGAAGGCGCAAGAAACCAAGGUGGUCGAUCAGCUCGACGGCGAGCUCGACGGCUUCGACAUGUACAAGGGCAUGGCAAGGCCGCUGCUUCCCGAUCUGGUGGUCUGCCUGAACCCGCUGGAGAACUACACGAUGCUGUACGAGUGCGGGCUGAAAAACAUUCCCACCAUCGGCGUCAUCGACACCAACGUGGAUCCCUCGUGGGUCACGUACACGAUCCCUGCCAACGAUGACAGUCUUCGGUCCAUGGCCACCGUCGCCGGCGUUCUCGGGAGGGCGGGCGAAAAGGGUCAGAAGCGACGAUUGGCAGACGCGUCCCGAGGCAGCGUUUCAUGGAACACGUCGCCGGAGCUGAACCGACACAUGAUCAAGGAGAAGCGUGCGGCCGUGUUGAAGCGGAAGGAGGUCAUGGGUCGGAUGCAAUCCAACGUCCAGGGCUUCACGGAGGAGGAGCAGAACAUACUGCGGUCACAGUACGACGGUGUCGAGCUGGACGUGAGCGAGGAAGAGAUGGUAGGGAUGAUGGGCGAGGCCGUCGACGCCUCGUCUCGGCAGGCCAGCCAAGAGAACGGGACAAGCGGCCGGUUGGACGAGCUGGCGGCCCAGCUGGAGGGACUGCGGGCGGCCGCGGCGGACAUUGAGACGGCCGUCAGGGGCCGCAACAAGACGGAGUAG